GCAAUUAUAUAUAGCUUAUUUGCGUGUUUUGAGGUUUUCAGUUUAUCGGCCGUUCGUUCGUUUACAUUGGUGAGAUAUUGAAAAAUAAAUAGCUUUCCAUGUAUAAGUGCAAAAAAUACAAAGAACAGAAGAUAAAUGCGUUUAAUUAAGAAUUAAAAACUAAAAAUUAGCAAGAUACGGAAAAGACUAAUAAUUGUAGUUUAGUAGUUACAGUUGACUUGUAACCCUGUAAGGACAUGUUGAUUUAGGUGUCCAGGUAAACAAUGUUAUAUGCAUGUGUUCCAUCAAGGCACAGUUUUACAAACUAGUGAAUGCAUAUUGACGUAUGCUAGCAUCUGGUAUUGAAAUAUAAAUAUACAAAAAUCAGAAGCAUAGAGCUUGCAAGCGAGGUUAUAUUUUUGUGUACAAACAAUUAAAGCAAGAUGAGUAAUAUUUAUAUUCAAGAACCACCCACUUCGGGAAAGGUUGUAAUGAAAACAAGUAUUGGAGACAUUGAUUUGGAAUUGUGGACAAAAGAAGCUCCAAAAGCAUGUAGAAACUUUAUACAGUUGUGUAUGGAAGGCUACUAUGAUAAUACAAUAUUCCAUCGAGUAAUCAAAGGGUUUAUCGUUCAGGGAGGUGAUCCCACAGGCACUGGAGAAGGUGGUGAAAGCAUAUAUGGAGCACCCUUUAAAGAUGAAUUUCAUACGAGGUUGCGGUUCUGCAGAAGAGGAUUGUUGGCUAUGGCAAACGCUGGGAAAGAUGACAAUGGAUCUCAAUUUUUUUUCACUCUUGCUGCUACUCCAGAAUUACAAAACAAGCACACAAUUUUUGGGAAAGUCGGAGGAGAAACCAUAUAUAACAUGAUAAAACUUGAGGACGCGCUUGUUGAUGAAAAUGACAGGCCCGUUUAUCCAGUGAAAGUAUUGAAAACUGAAGUUCUUAAUAAUCCCUUUACCGACAUUGUUCCAAGAACUGUUCCCAAAACGUUAACUGAUGAAGAGAAGGUCAAGAAGAAGGAUAAGAAAGGAGUUAAGGAUUUUAAACUGCUAUCUUUUGGAGAGGAAGCUGAGGAAGAUGAAGAAGAAUCAGUAGUUAUAAGUAAAAAACUGGGUACCAAAAGCAAAUCCGCUCAUGAUAUUUUAUCAGAUCCAAAAUUAAGCUCUCAGCCUGUAAUUGAAGAAGAUCCAUCUAAAAAAUCAGAAAGCGAUUCAGAGAAGGAUGAUGAGGAUCCAAGGACAGCAGAAGAGCGGGCUGCUGCUCAUAAAGAAAAACAGGAAAUGACUGAGAGAAUAAAGAGCAAAUUAAAAGCUUCUACAGCAAAAAUAGCCAAUGAUCCUAAAGUUAGUGACAAAGAAGAUGAGUCAAGCGAAGAAGAGUAUUAUCUUGGAAAGGAAAGAAAAGAAGAAUUAAAAAAGCUGACCGAGGCAAAAAAGAAAGAGAUACGCGACUUUAAGCGUGGAAUGAAGAAUGAAGAAAACAAAAAGCUGGAGAAAGAAAAACAAAAAGCUGAGGAGAUAAAGAAAAAGGAAGUGAAGUCCGAACUUGUGCUCGAGCACAACGUUACGAAAAAAAAGUACAAAGAAGAAUUUUCGAAACUUCCAAAAAAAGGUGCUCCUCGAGAAGAUUUUACGAGUCAGAAAAUGAAGCAAUUCAUGAGCAAAAUAAACCAAAUAAAAAAUGUAGAUUCAGGAGAAGAAGAAUCCGUCAGUUCUCAGGUUGUGAAAGCAAAGGAUGACGAUGACGAUGAUCUUACCGAUGACUCAUGGAUGAAGACUGCUUUGCACAGCGAGGACAGCGCUCCAGUACUAGCAAAAGAUGCUAGUACGAAAGGCGAUGACUGGUUUGAGAUUUAUGAUCCCAGAAAUCCACUGAACAAAAGAAGACGGGGAGAAACGACUGAUAAGUCGAAAGCUAGCGACCCUAAAAGGAACGAAGGAUUGAGACCUCGAGACUGGCAGCCAAGGCCGACGCAAUGCAAGGUGCCACUGCGUCUGGUUCGUCUUUGCUUCCUCGGAGUCUUGCUGCCGGCUAUGUUCGUUGCCGGGCCGAUUUACCUGAGAUACCGAGUCUUCUCCGAGCAGCUUUAUCCGCUGGCCAUAUCUGAUCAGAGGCUCAUCGAUGGCCGGAUUUCGACAACUUGGUGCCAGCGGCAAGUGGUAAAGGCCAACGCGACGUUCAACGCGUACCUCAUGAACGGCGCUCCGAAGAUCCAGGGUAAGGCUACACCCGUGACGAUGACGCGACAUCUCGUGCUCGAGGACGAUAUGAAGGAGUACUGGGGCUUCUACCUGCUCCGGGGCAGCAGCGUCACCGUAUCCACCUGUGUAAGAUGGCCAGGAGCAUCGCUCACUAUGAUACGCGGCCACAAACAUCUUCACGAGUGCGCCUUCAUUGGGGACGACAGCAGCGAGGAGCUCGAGGAACUGGUCGAGGUCGCGCAGGAACGCGGCUUGUUGCAGAGGCCUAAUGAAACGAACCCAAAUAGCCCGAGUAACGAGCCAUCGCGCAUGAAGCGUGUCCACCAAGGUGUCCAGUUGCACAACACCAACGAGACCUCUUACCAACAUCAUCUUCAGCAUAACCAGCAGCUCACCAGUCAUGAACUGGACGCCAAGGACAUGCGCGCGAUUCUCACGCAGAUUUUCAUAAAGCAGCUCGACAUGAAGAAACGACAAAAGGAUGCGAAUGAACCAUCUCAGCACCACCACUACGAAGGUGUGUUUAGAGAGAGCGAUAACAUUGUCAAGCCACCGACUUUCGAUGACACGGAGUUUAUCAAGCACGAGCUGCUCUCGUUGAGGGGUCAGGCAUCCGAAGCUUCAGUCACGUUGGAGGAUAUGGGUGUGACCAGUUCUGCUACAGUAUCGACUACUACUGAAGCUACCACCAAGACACCAGAAGUGAAGACAACGACAGCCGAGUCAUUAAUCGCGGAGAUGAGCUCGACUCUUGGCCCUUCGUCCAUGGAAGUGUUCGAGGAUGCGUUGCACAAAAUAAGCGCACUGGGUACUCGGGGUAAGAAGGUUCUGAACAAACUGAUACAGGAGAUCAAUCACCGUGAUCCCAAAACCGAGCAGAUGGUGAAGAAGGUCAUCAAUGAAGUCACCGAGAAAGAAGAACGAAGAAGAAAGAGGGACUUGCUUCUGUCUUCACCGAUGGGAGCUCAGCUCUCGGAGGAUGACGAGGAUGGCGAUGCUGCGAUCGAAGAGGGUAUGCUUCAUCCCGACGGAAUAGCCGAGGACCGCGGCACAGUCAACGAGACGACGCUGAACGACCGGAGCAAUUCCGAAUUUUGGAGCUCGUUCAGCAGUUCGGAAGAGCGACUUCUGGAAUGCAAAGGUCUCAUUCUGAAUCUUCCUCUGACGCCUCAUCGAUACUGCGAGGCUAAGUGGGAACACCGUCACUCGUCAGCUUCGAUUGCCAACGCAGUGACUUACAGAGUUCCAACCGACGGCUAUUACUUCUUCGUCUUCAGUUCGGAGAACGAGAUCCAGCCGAAUUAUCUUCGCGUCAAGUUCGAACUUCUGAAGACGAUGUACAACACCUCGGAUCCGGUCUUCCAGUGUAAGAACAGCACUGGCGAGUGUUCCCUGCCCAUUAGCUUCUUCAGCAGCGAGCGUACGGUCCUCGAACUGCCCGUUAAUGGCAAUGAUUCUCAGUGGAACGACGAGUACGUAGUCAUAUCGACCUGCGAACCCAGAACGGCGGUGUACCUCGUCUGCACCAUGGCCGUGCCGCUGCUUAUACUCAUGUUCGCUUUUUAUUGAGGGUAAGCUUAUGAUUCUAGAAGAAAAUUUCUCCGCAGAAAUAUAAAAAAAUUAAUGAUUAUACUGUGUGUCGUUGACACGAAUUAAGAGACCAAUAUCAGUAUUAUCAUCCCGUAAAGGAUAUAAUAUAGAAAUGGUGAGGAUGUUCAUUUUAUAUGACGCAAUGGGAGAACGCAGUGAAAUUUUUUUCUAUAACACGAAUCAACACAACCAUGUGCCUUGAUGAUAGUUGCACGAGAACUGUCUUUUUGACGAUCCGAAUUGACAAUGUGCAUUUAUUGGGAUUUUACUUGGAAAUUGCAGUGGAAUGAAAGUGAUCGCGAAAUAAGAAAUAGAUAGUUGAGCUUGGAAAGGGUGAGAAAUCCAAAAACGUUUGAGAUUUCUCAGCCCCGUUAUAACAGCGAAACACGUACAAAACGAAUGUGGUCAACAAGCCAUUAUGCAUAAGUGCCUUUUUAGUAUAAGAUAUUAUUGGUUUGUUCGAAGCGUGAAUCGCGAACGCCAGAGUCAUUAGGAUUAUUAUUUACGAACUUUCGAAAAGACUGUUUAUCGUAAUGGCUUGGAGUAUAAUAAUGAUAAGUAAAACAACGAGAAUUAGUAUUAUAUAUUUCUAUUGCUAGCGCGAAAACGUGUACGUACAAUUGAGAUGUGGUAUUUCGUGAAAGUUUAUAAAAAAAAUACUUCGUAAGGCGAACACGCACGUUGUAGUUGUUAUAAAAUAUUAAUUAGAGGUAUACUCGAUAAAACCUUGAACAGAUAUAAAGAUCUAUCUUCAAUAAUGCAACAAAGUAUGUGAUAUUUUUAGCUGUAAUAGUAAGAACGUUACGACACGCACGUAUUUAUAAUACAUCAGUCAAUCAAUUGCACACCGUCAAUCAUUUUUAAAGCAUUUCCUCUUAAUUCCGUGACUAUAUAACGUUGAAUACAGAACAUGAGAUGCUAUACUCAGAUGUAUGAAUAUUAAGAGAAUGUUUUAAUUGUAUUGCUUGUAAACUUAAGUUACGAAAUUGCUUUUAAUAUAGGCUUUAUUGUCCUAGCUGUAAAAAAUAUUAGGAAUAACAAAUCGUCAUACGAUAUCAAUGUUGCGAAUGUAAAUAAAUAAUUUUUUAUAGAUAAAAGCACGAACUUCUUUCCGCGUAGCCCGCAAUCAAGAAACUCUCGAUACCGUGAAUCUUUCUUAAUAGCUCGCGGAGAUUGUCUUAUAAUAAAUUGAGAAAGUAUUAUCUCAUAACGAAAA
Messenger RNA from Nasonia vitripennis (jewel wasp), 4986 nucleotides. RefSeq lists its product as uncharacterized. Gene Ontology annotation, biological process: protein peptidyl-prolyl isomerization; protein folding. Gene Ontology annotation, molecular function: peptidyl-prolyl cis-trans isomerase activity. NCBI's taxonomy places the organism in Eukaryota, Metazoa, Arthropoda, Insecta, Hymenoptera, Pteromalidae. The transcript has 16 exons. The record is from RefSeq and is a predicted model, not a curated record. The coding region runs from base 423 to 3749 and encodes 1108 amino acids.